This is a messenger RNA of Diversispora eburnea, 120 nucleotides long. The record is from the annotation of a GenBank genome assembly. Lineage: Eukaryota; Fungi; Glomeromycota; Glomeromycetes; Diversisporales; Diversisporaceae.
UUAAAAACCAGUAUAAUCAUAAACUUGUUAAAACCAUCGCUGUUCUUGUACCCAGUUAUCAAAAGUUCACUUCAGAAAUACAAGAGAAUAUUAGAUUACUUGUAACAUGUGGUGUGUGCU